This is a messenger RNA of Cimex lectularius (bed bug), 2132 nucleotides long. Its product is annotated as tRNA wybutosine-synthesizing protein 4-like. The record is from RefSeq and is a predicted model, not a curated record. Gene Ontology annotation, molecular function: tRNA methyltransferase activity; protein binding. The transcript has 11 exons. The coding region runs from base 141 to 2075 and encodes 644 amino acids. NCBI's taxonomy places the organism in Eukaryota, Metazoa, Arthropoda, Insecta, Hemiptera, Cimicidae. Gene Ontology annotation, biological process: tRNA methylation; wybutosine biosynthetic process.
CUUAUUAUCUGAAACCUUCCCCACGUGGGCCACAGCAGAAAGAAAACAAAGUUGCAAAUAUGUCAAAAAACCAUAAAUAUUGUCAAAUCACUAAGACAAAUUUAUAAAAUUUCAAUAACCGAACAAGCUGAUUAUAUAAAAUGGAAUCAUUGGUUCAAGGUACAAAUGAUUCGAGUAUCGUCUCAAAACUUUCGAUGGUGCAAAGGGGCUAUUUUGAGGAUGAAUUCCUUCAAUAUUUUGUCAUGAAACCGACAAGGAGAGCACCGUUGAUCAACAUUGGCUACUUUGUACGAUCGCUUGUCGUCCAAACGGCUGUCAAGUAUUACCUCGAUUCAAAUUACAAACAGGUACUCUCCCUCGGAGCUGGUUUUGAUACGACUUAUUUCCGAAUUGUUCAUAACUACGAAGGCGUUACACAUUUCGAGAUUGAUUUCGUCGAUGUGGUAAAGAACAAAAUAUCCUGCGUUCAAGCAUGUGAUAAGUUGAAGCAAAUGUUGACAAAUAUACAAGAAAUCGCAGAUCCUGUAGGUGUUACAAGUGAUCGGUAUAACAUUUUUGCCCAGGAUCUUAGUGAUGUUCAAAUGGUUGAGAGACAUUUGAUGAAAUGCGGUUUUGAUUUUGAAAAGCCGACUAUAAUAUUUUCAGAAUGUGCUAUUACUUACAUGGAAGAAAACAGGUCGACAGAACUGAUCAGAUGGUCAGCACAUAAAUUUAAAAACGUUGUCUUUCUAAACUAUGAGCAGAUAAAUCCUGAUGAUGGCUUUGGGCAGGUGAUGAAGAGGCAUUUCAUAAAAAUUCAAAACCCUCUUAAAUCCCUAGACACUUAUAAAACUCCUGAAAGCCAAGAAGAACGUUAUUUGAAAUGUGGUUGGGAGCACUCUAGAAGCGUCACUGCAAUGGUCAUUUUCAACAGACUACUACAUCAUGAAAAACAAAGGCAAAUUUUUAACUUGGAGCCUUUUGAUGAAUGGGAAGAAUGGCACCUGAAGUGUUCUCACUAUACGUUAUCAAUUGCGAUCAACGGAUGCUGUAAUUAUCCUCAAUUUUUAACAAAAUCGCAGACAAAAAAAGGAGCAGAGAAACAUUUAAAUGUAGAAACUUCGACAAAAAUACAAAUUAACAGAUUUGCACAUUGUUCUUUUGUAAACAAAAAAAAACUUUUUGUACUGGGAGGAUUCGGCUGUCAAGAAACUCGUCAUGGGAGAAUAAAAGAACUGCUAAUUAUAAACUUAGAAACAGAAACAUAUCAAAAUGUUACACUUGAGUGCACAGCAGUAACGGAUUCAUUAUUUUCAACAUGUACUGUAAUUAAUAAUGACUGUGUAGUGUUUUAUGGAGGAAGAACUUCACCAUUGAAGGCCAUUAAUGAAAAACCACAUUUAAUAUUUUUCCAAGGCGAUGAAGUAAAAAUAAAGGAAUUAAAUGUUAAGCAUAAUUCACCAAGAGCAAGAUGGAGGCAUUCUGGCUCCAGCCUUAAUGGCUCAUUAAUUGUAUUCGGGGGAAGAACGUCAGAUCUUCAGGUUCUUGGAGACUGCUGGAAAUUAAAUAUUGUAGGCACAGAUGAAGGUUUAUGGGAGGAAUUGCUUCCGAUUGACAUCCAACCAGCCGAUCGGUUUUCACAUGCAACAGCAUCAAACAACAAUUGCAUGUACUUAAGCGGUGGUUUAAGCAAUGAAUUCAAACCUCUUGGAGAUGUCUGGAAAAUGGAAUUAAAGGCAUUGCAAGAGGGAACAUUUGCUCAUUGGUCUAAGCUCACAGUGGAAAUCAAACCAAGAUACGGUCACACUAUGCAUUUGGUUUCAAAUACCCUGCUCUUUUUCGGAGGUGUUAGUACAACUGUUGCACAACCGGUUUGCACAUUGCUCCAUUUGGAAACUUUAAUCUUUCAGGAAAUAUCGCUAUGUGUCGAUUUUGACAAACCUUACAUGUUUCAUAAUCACACAAGUGAGCUACAUGAGGACAACACAAUUUAUAUAUUGGGCGGUGGAGGAAAUUGCUUUUCAUUUGGCACAUUCUUCAACUUGGUUACAUUAAAAAUAAAUCUAGUAAAUCUAUUGCCAGGCCUGGAAAUGUGAUGUAGAUUGUUGAUUUGUUAACGUUUAAUAAAUGUACAUUUAUCUUUUUUACCCCAA